AUGGAUAGCAUGAGUGAGGCAUUUGAUCAAAUGCAAAUGGUCAAGGAUGUUCUAGCCAACAGUGAUAAAGUUUCAGAGGUCCUGAAGGAGUCUACUCAUCAGUUCAACCUGCUUACUUCACCCACUUUCCUACCAAAGCAUCAAUCUGAUCUCUCUCUCAUGGCAGAGAAGCUAGGCAUUGCUGGAGCCUUGCAGCGCCCUACUACUUCAAUCAUGUUUGGAGAUGCAACUUCUAAGUCUCCUCUUGGAGUGUUCAAGAACUAUCACUUGAAAAUUGGAGAAUGCAUCAUCCAAACUGAUCUUACUGUGGGACUAGCUCAAGCAAUGCCUAAGGAGGUAAAGGUCAAGCUAUGGGACCUUAAACAAGCUCACUUGGGAGGAAGUGACAAAGGAGCCAGCUCGACCGACAGCUCGAUCGAGCCAGAAACGAGGGUAACUCGAUCGAGUUCCUCAACUCGACCAAGGAACUCAACUUCAAGAAGCAACAAGUUCAAGAUGUUGAGAGGUGAGGGAAGCCAAGCAGCUAUGGGAAGAAAGCAAAGGGCAGAGAAAGCAAGAAGAAUGAGAGAGAAGGAUGUCCAUAGAUGA
This is a messenger RNA of Microthlaspi erraticum, 588 nucleotides long. The record is from the annotation of a GenBank genome assembly. Lineage: Eukaryota; Viridiplantae; Streptophyta; Magnoliopsida; Brassicales; Brassicaceae.